UUCGGGCAUUCGUGAAAGAAGGCGACUAUGAGUCUUUCCUUGUCGCUCUUUCGAAACAGCUGAAAUCCGAUUUGCAUCAACUUGCAUACGAUUUCGAAUUUCGACCAGUGGUACCAGAUGACAGUUCGUUGCACCGUGUAGUGCUGUAAGGAAACUGUUCCUCCACUCACGUACGACCUGAUAAACAAAACCAGUGGUCAAUUAAACUACUGAAAUCGGUCUCACCACGAGGAGGUUGCUGUAAGUGAAGACCCGAAAGGAGAUAGUGGAAUCUAAAUUCACUGGUCCAGACUCGAAAUCAUAUGCUGGUUGACGCAAAAUGAAUUUCAGCUGCUUAGAGAGCGAGAAGGAAAGACUCACAUUUGCCUUCUUUCUCGAAUCCCCGAAACUGUCCGAAGCACCGGAGCUCACGUACACGUAGCUAUGCAUUAGUGUUCGCAAGUGGAGGGGCAGUUUCUUCUUGGCACCGAUUUGCUGUUUGGUAACACUGUCACUCAACCACUAAGAGGAGAAUGGGUCUCAGUGUUGCGUAGUAGGAAGAAAGGUUGUUUCAUUGGAGGCAGGGUUUGUUUUUUAAUCUUAUGAGAGGAAACGGUACGAUGACAAGUGACAUCGGUUCACAUUGGUACGUGCACUUUGCGGGCACGUCUGUGGAAAAUGUCAGGACUAAGUGUACGAGCUGUGAUAAUGAGUUGUGAUCCUAGUAGUUGCCCUCGUUUGAUAAAAGAGUCCUUGUUGGGCGCUUGUCCUUUUCCUGGUCGUUUACGUUGGUACUCGAUAACACUGGUCACACGACACGGUCAACCGUGGAAUGGCAGCAGCCUUAAAAAAGAAUCAUUCACGCAGAAGGUUGGCCGCCCUAACGUUUCUUUCGAACAUCUCUCUUGAUGGCAGCCACCGCGAUACCAAGUUAGCCGUUCUCUCGCGAAACGGUGCUGCUCAUGCUCGUACCCUCAGCGACAGUCAAACUCAUCAGGCUGAUGUUUGUCAAACUGAUCUGGACGUUUCCAGUGAGGAAGUUCUUGAUGACUGCACCGAAGAGCAUUUAAUACAUCCAUCUGCGAAGCAGACAUCUUCUCCACAAUUGGUGCCAAAGAGUGCAGAACAUAAUUCAUUUAGUUCAAAUUCUGAUGGGUUGUUGACUCCUGCAAAGGCAGCGGUGGCUGCUUUUCUUGAACAAGAAAGAAAUUAUCCACAACUCUCUACUGGAUUUCAUAGUUCAUUCAGAGAACGUACUGGCACUACUGGCAGUGAAUAUUCUUUACCCGAAAGGCGAGUGGGCUCUUUACAAUAUAAAAAGCGUAUAACUCAUCAAACGUCUACGCUUUCAGAGGAUAUAAAACAUCAGUAUAACAGUUCCAAUGAAAGCAUUGGUUCAUUACGUUCUAAACCACACUCCAUUAAAUCAAAAACAAAGACAUCAAACAAUGUGCAAUCUGGUUGUACAAACAGUGGCAUAAUAUCUGAAGUUACAAGAGAGUUGCGUUUAAUGCAACAUCCUGUAAAUGGCCACAAAUUUGGAGACGAUAGACUAGUUUUGGUUUCCAACAAGCAUGUGCCAUUCCUAGUAUUUUCUGCUCUUCCAUAUAAUAAAGGACAAAGGUCUAGUUGGUCUGAAUUACGCAAGGAUACUGGGCGGAGAAAAAACAUUGCUUCACAGCGACCACUGUCUGCAAUAAAUGAUAAUAUUGAUCCUUUUGGUUUGCUGGGUAUAGAGCGUGCUAAGGACGGCCAGGAAAUAUCUUACGGGCAAUUGCUUGUUCCAUCUAGGCAAUUUCAGAAGGACAAAAAAUUACAUUUUAGCGAUAACGAGGCAAUAGAACUUACACAUGUUAUACCUAACAAGCAUCCUAUGGUUUCAAGGACAAAAACUAUUACAUGGAAUGUGGAUCACUCUAAAUGGUGUUUGUCUUAUGAUACAGCUACGCAUCGUGCUCAACAUGUAACGCCUGAAUCUCCACCAUUAUCUUUUAGUGCUGAUUCAAAAGUUUAUGAUUGGGAUGAACAAUCACUGCAAUAUAAUCCCAAUUUACUAGAUGAUCCAGAACUCAUAGCUGGAAAGCAUAGAACGUUACUCACAUUUACAUCAUAUAUGGCAUCAGUUAUUGAUUAUGUACGGCCAUCCGAUUUGAAAAAAGAACUGAACGAUAAAUUUAAAGAAAAGUUUCCGCAUAUCCAACUCACUUUGAGUAAAUUAAGAAGUUUAAAACGAGAGAUGCGAAAAAUAGCAAAAACGGAAUAUGGUAUUGAUCUCCUAACUGUAGCAAUGGCUUAUGUAUAUUUUGAAAAACUCAUUCUUCGUAAUGUUGUCACGAAACAAACACGAAAACUAUGCGCUGGUGCAUGUUUACUACUUGCAGCGAAACUAAAUGAUGUUAAGGGCGAUGUUCUUAAAUCAUUAAUAGAGAGAAUUGAAAAUAUAUUUCGUUUAAAUCGCAAGGAUUUGAUUACGUCUGAAUUUGCUGUUUUGGUGGCCUUAGAGUUUGGUUUACACCUUCCGACAUGGGAAAUAUUUCCGCAUUAUCAAAGAUUGAUAUACGAGUCUUGAUCUUCUUUUAUAUCAUUUCUUUUACGUAGAUCGAGAACAUUUUCAACAUAAAAUCGAAAUUUUCUAAACAAUUACGAAAAGUACAAUGUGCAGAAAUUUUGUAUACAAAAGCAUAUAAAAAUAUAAAGAACAAAAUAAGAAUUUAAAAAUAAAUAAGGAAUAAUAUAUCAGUAACGGUUAAUGAUAUUUUGAUAAAUAAGAAUUAUAUGGAUAAAUUCGAAUACUUUUUCUUACAUAAUUAUUCAGAAGUAAUCGGCUUUGUUAUUAUUAAUCAUUGUAAUUGUUGAAUACUUGAAUCAUUCAUAAUUAAUUUGAUUUCCUAUACAAUUUAUAAUUGAUACAUACACGCAUGAUCAGGCAUCUUUAUAAUAAAUAGUAGCGUUAGGAGAAUGAUGAGUUGACGAUAUUUGAGCAUAAGAGGCUGUAAGAAUUAUAAUCUGCAGUAUGUACUUUUCGCGUUUGAAAAAGUUGAAUAUGUUUAAAUGUGUUCUCUUUUAAGUACUUACUAAAUUGUUUAUUUUUUUCUCUUUUUUAAUAGUAUGGGAUUAUUAUGAAUAGUACUUAAUAUAAUUAAUAAUUCUUUUUUAGAAGUAUAGUAACUUAUACAAAAAUAUGGCGUUAAUUACUUAUAUAAAGCGAAUUAGGUAGUUUCAAAAAGUUAAAUAGAAAAUAUGAUGAAUACAGAUGUUAUAGUCAGCAUGGGUUCUCCAAAUUUUAAGAAAAUGAAUGUAUAUAUUUUAUGAUAUUAUUGAUCUACUUACAAAUUCUUUGAUAUCUGAUGUCAAUUCCUUUUAUUUUAAGAUAUUUUGAUUUUUAAAGACUAUAUGUAGCAUAUAAUAUACAUUUAAUGGUGAUAGAAUCAUUAUUUAUUGAAGAACGGUAUAUAGCUUUCAUUGCAUAGGUAUCAGGCAGCUGAUU
Molecule: messenger RNA, 3466 nt
Organism: Colletes gigas
Lineage: Eukaryota; Metazoa; Arthropoda; Insecta; Hymenoptera; Colletidae
Product: CDK5 and ABL1 enzyme substrate 2
Exons: 11
Coding region: 812-2548 (578 amino acids)
Biological process (GO): regulation of cell cycle
Source: RefSeq, a predicted model, not a curated record